Messenger RNA from Diorhabda carinulata, 720 nucleotides. RefSeq names its product mantle protein-like. The transcript is spliced from 2 exons. Bases 11 to 619 code for a protein of 202 amino acids. The record is from RefSeq and is a predicted model, not a curated record. NCBI's taxonomy places the organism in Eukaryota, Metazoa, Arthropoda, Insecta, Coleoptera, Chrysomelidae.
UUCUACCAACAUGGUUGCCGAAGAACGCCUUGGACCAUAUUCUUCAGGAUAUUUCAAUUUCAAGUAUUUUGCAACAAGUUUCGAGACAGCGCUGAUGCAAGCCGCAAUUGUUUUCCUCCUAGUCCUUAAAACGACUCUUGCCAGCGCCAGUGAGUUCAAUCUAGGCGAUUUAGGAGAUAGUCAUGGAUGGGGAGAGGACGCUCAUUCCACAGUGGAACACAAAUAUGACUAUACUCCCACUAACACUAUAGAACAUACAAAACCGGUUCACAUACCAGUAAUUAAGAAGACGGGAGUACCACAUCCGCAUCCAGUGGGAGUACCCGUACCACAAGUAGUAAAAGUUGGAGUCCCUCAACCUUACCCAGUUCAUGUUAACGUGCCUCAACCUGUUGCAGUUCCUAUUUACAAAUUGGUACCGCAAGAAAUCGAAAAGAAAGUACCAAUUCACGUAAACAAGUUAGUACCAGUUUACAUUAAAAAACCAUACCCGGUAGUUUUGGAAAAACAUUAUCCUGUUUACAUCGACAAACCUUACCCAGUACAUGUGCCGGUAUACAAGCACGUGUAUCAGGAAUCCAAAAAGAGCUAUAGUGGAUUUGAGAAACACCAUCAUUAGGGAAAAGAAUGAGGACUUUAACUUAUUAUGUGACUGUUGUUAUUGUUUUUUGUUAUAUAUGUUUUAUCUAUUAAGUUGUUAUUUUUUUUAAUAAAAUAUUC